Messenger RNA from Coniophora puteana RWD-64-598 SS2, 1195 nucleotides. RefSeq lists its product as uncharacterized. Lineage: Eukaryota; Fungi; Basidiomycota; Agaricomycetes; Boletales; Coniophoraceae. Bases 15 to 209 code for a protein of 64 amino acids. The transcript has 3 exons. The record is from RefSeq and is a predicted model, not a curated record.
UUUAAAGACACGAAAUGCAACAUUGCGACCACUGUACAGAUAACCCGCUCGAACCGUCAAAACUAGUACCUAAGAUAGCACUGGGAACGCAAGUGCUAAAACGCACUAAGAAUAGACGCGAAGUCCUUCAAGCUGUCACGUCGGGGCCACCGAAGGACGAGACACGAAGUCCCAACACAAAGGCGAGCACACCAGAUCGUGAGAGGUGACUGAGGCACGAGGCCUCCGAGGCUAGCGACCGAAGUCACUAGGGAAAGAGACCGAAGUCUCUAAGGGGUUCAAAAAAUUUGGGGCAAAUAUACCCAAUAUCGAGGUGGUGCAGAAGCCCCAAAACCUCUUGCUCCACGCAGGCGGGAUGUGAGUCCGCACCAACGCUGAAGCACGACCGGGCCAGUAAAAGCGCCGCGGUCGUUGGCGAGACUGGAGACGACAGCGCCGGAGUCGACUCUAGAGUCGGUGGUUGCCAGAGCUAAUCGCCAGAGAGCUGCCAGAGAGAGUCGCCUUGGCAGUCGCCGGAGGAGGUAACUGCCAAAGAGUCGCCGCAGUCGGUCGCCAGAGUAAGUCGUUGGUGGGAGGAAAACGUUAUCGAGAUAGAAGUCGAAAGCACCAUACGACUGAUGUUGUUGAACGUACAAAUGCCAUGGUGUUGAGAAGUCGUUGCGACUACCGGCGUUGGGACCGAGGGGCGGCUGUCGAGAAUCAGCGCCAGCAGAGAAAUUGGUGACGAGCAGACAUAGACAUCGCAGCGGAGAGCACGACUAGAGCAUUUUUUUCCGCAGCAAGCAGCGCCUCUCGCGGGCUCUUGUGCUGCUGGUCCCAAUCGGAUCAAGACAGGCCACUAGUGACUAGUGUUUCGUUUUUGCCUUAUGAGAGGCGGAGCCAACCGAAUGGCGGUUGAACGGUUAGAGGUCAUCGUAAGAAUGUUCUAGUAGCCCGUGCACAUAGCAGUCGCCGAGCAUGGGUCCGCGUCGUGAGCAGCGUCGGUCAGCGCCGCGGCCGACGUUUCCUACACUAGCCACGGCCUUGAAUACGUGGGCAUCAUGCAGGCCACUCAGCACGCGCGGGCAUUUUUCCAAACUCCAGCCAAUGCUAGCGCGCAACUGCGACACUGGAAGGGCCUGCCGACAGCACGACGGGUGAAGAGAAAAUCAUAGCCGUGGAGAGGAGGUGGCUGAGAGGAGAGAGGAGAGAGAAG